AUGCUGCAGCAGCUCUUCGUGCUGGCAAGCCGGCACGAGCUUGACAGGUCCGAGGACUUGCUGUCCUUCGACCCGGACGCGCCGUUGCCGGUGCCGCUGCCCGUGUCUCCAAAAAGCGUUGGAAAGGACCCGGCAUCGCCUGCAGCAGCAGCUGGUCAGGAAGCAGCCCCCGACCAGUUGCAAGCUGCGCUGGCGGUGCGCGCGAUUGCCACCUUCGCUUCCGUGCAGGAGGAUGGGAUCAUGGGACUCAUGAUGCCGAUCGUGCAACUGUUGCUGUGGCCGGUGGUGCCGGCGCCUCUGGCAAAGAUGGCGAAGACCGCCGUUUUCGAAGAGGCCAGGCGCAGCUUCGCGACCCUCUGCGCCGCCCACAGCAUGGAGGAUUUGGCGAUGGCAGCUUCCAAGGUGCCUGGGCUCAAGGCCUGGGCUCAAGGCAGAAAGGCAGGCAUGCUGGCACCUUGCGCUGCGCGAGAGCCGCGGCCUGGAGCUUCCUGGCCUCCCUGA
Molecule: messenger RNA, 501 nt
Organism: Symbiodinium pilosum
Lineage: Eukaryota; Dinophyceae; Suessiales; Symbiodiniaceae
Source: the annotation of a GenBank genome assembly